AUCCGCGCCAGCCGAGCAUCAGCUGUGUGCUCCGUGAGACGAGUGGGGAGACACUUAUCGCUCUCCCUUUCAUUUGAUCUUUACAUUUUAACAGCAGUCUUUAAUUCAGAGUUUCGCUGGAUUCAAGGCGGACACCUGGGCACCUAUUUACACCCAGCGCUAUUCAUCGUGGGAGUCAUUUUCGACGAUUUUCUGCGCGCAGUGCAGAGCGGAAUCUGCAAGUGGAGUGACUCGGGCAAGUUUUCCACAUUGUGCCUGAGGUAUGAGAGCAGUGCCGGAGGGAGGAAGAGCCCCAACUCGCUCGUUUGAAUGAACAAAGGCGCUGAAGGCGAGGAGACUGCAAUCGCCAUGGAGGAACCGACUCUACCGGGAUCAACAUCUCCCGUCCAAGCCCUGACCGUGGACCAGACCAGACCGGACCCUGAAGGGGAAAGCAGCCCCCCCACCACAGAAAACACCCCCAGGAUGGAGACCCCAACUAUGAAAGACCCCAGACUGGAGACACCUACCAAAGCAGAUGUCAUCUCCCAGUCUCCUCGGUCUCCUUCAUCACCUGCGUCAAGAUCUAAAAAAGACAUCAUGAAGUCAGAGGAGAGGCAGAAGCUUGCCAAGGAGAGAAGAGAUGAGAAGGCCAAAUAUUUGGAAGAGCUUGGCAAGUUACAAGCGUCUAAAAAGAACCAGUGGUUGGAGAAAGAAGAAAAGGCAAAGCAGCUGAGGGAUCAACAGUUGGAGGAGCGCCGUCGAAAGUUGGAGGAGCAGAGACUGAAGGCGGAGAAGCGACGUGCAGCCCUGGAGGAGCGCCAGAAACAAAAACUGGAGAAGAAUAAAGAACGCUAUGAAGCCGCCAUCAACAGGUCCGGGAAGAGGACAUGGGCAGAAAUCAGGCAGCAAAGAUGGUCCUGGGCCGGAGCGCUGAGCCAAAACUCAAGUCAGAAAGAAAGCAGAUGUUCAGUGUCCACGGUCAACCUACCCAAACACGUGGACUCACUCACUAUAAACAAGCGCCUCUCCAAGUCCUCAGCCACUCUCUGGAACUCCCCCAGCAGAAAUCGUAGCCUUGCACUAAGUCCCUGGGAGAGCAGUAUUGUGGACCGCCUCAUGACCCCCACUCUGUCUUUCCUUGCUCGAAGUCGCAGUGCAGCCAGUGUCCUGAGCAGCUCCAAAGAUGGACACUCUCUUCUGUGUCCUCGCUCGUCUUCGGCCAGUCCCAUGACCCUUUGCUCCCACCAGCCCCACCACCGCUGCUCUGAACGCUGGAGGAUCACAUCCAGCACCCCCGAUAUUCUACAGACACAGCGCAGACGCAGCUCCACUCCCAUGGAUAAAAACAGAAAAGAGAAGAAGGACAAGGAGCUGGAGAAUGAGAAGGAGAAAAGUGCUCUCAGUAAAGAAAAACUUCUGAAGAAAAGACAGUCUUUGCCCAGCAUGAGACACAGGCCAGACCCAAGUCCCAGUCCUUUAUCCAGACAGAGGCCUUCAUCUCCAGCCACAUCCAGAGGCAGACCGGCCUCCCCCAGCCCCACUUCUUCAGCAAAGGGAAGUCCAUCUACUCCCAAGAGCCGGCCAAAGAGAGCCAGGACUCCUGCAAGACUAGACCCCCGCACCUCAUCCCCUGCCCCCCUCCAGAGAGUCAGAGAGCCCAAGAGAGCUGCUACACCAGAGAGAAGAGGCUCUCCAGUUGCUCCUCCAGUAUCUUCAGCUGCUUCCACUCCUCCACGGUUAAGUACCCCAGUGUCCUCCUCACCUGAGCAGACCCAGCCUUCCCGCACAGCUACUGCCUCUCCUGCCCCGGCUGCUCCUUCUCCUACCCCCUCCACUAAACCCAUGGCGGGCACCAACAACCCAGAGGAAGCUGCUCGUAUCCUGGCUGAGAAGAGACGCCAAGCCCGCGAGCAGAGGGAGAGAGAGGAGCAGGAGCGGCGCAAGCAAGAGGAGAAAGAAAGGGCUGAGAGAGAGGAGCGUUUGGCGCGUGAAGCAGAGGAGCGUCAGCGGCGAGAGGAGGAGGCCCGAGCCAUGGCUGAGGAGCAGCGAAAGAGAGAUGAAGAACAGCGUCUACAGCAGGAGAAGGAGGCUCAGGAGAAGGCCAAAGCAGAAGAGGAGGAGAACUUACGACUCCAGAAACUAAAGGAGGAGGCUGAAGCUCGGGCCCGUGAGGAGGCGGAGAAGCAGCGUCUGGAGAGAGAGAAGCACUUCCAGAAGGAGGAGCAGGAGAGGCUGGAGAGGAAAAAGCGUCUGGAGGAGAUAAUGAAGAGGACGCGUAAGACAGACGGCGGUGACAAGUCCAAGUCACCUGCAGCUGCCCCAGUCUCUAACAAGGAUGAAGAAAGCAGCAAAGCAUCUGCAGAUUAUCAGCCAAAGACGGAAGUGAAUGUGCCCAACCACAAGGCUGAGAACGGACAGAUGUCUGAGCCUGAAAGCUCCCCAGUCAAAGCGGUGAAUGGGGUCCAGCCAACUCGACAAGAAAAUGGGCUAACUACUAAAGAAGAUUCUGCCCAUUUUGAAGAGAUUAUUCAACUGGCCAAUCAUGGAAACACAACCAAUGGAGGGCUUGAGAAAUCAGACAGCAGCAUUGUCUCCAAACCCAUCCUGGCCUUUGACAGUGAUGAGUCCUUCUUGAAAAAAGCAAGCGUCAUGAAGCCUCAGCAUGUGACAGAGGUGCUGUGACUGUGGUGUUGAAGUGUUGUCCUCUUUAGACUGGUCCGGGCUCACACAGGACGUCCUGUGAGCAGUGCCAAUCGUCAGAGACACAUUCUCUGGGAGCAGAGAGACAAGUGCAAACAAAAGGAAUCAGUGUACAGAGGCAUCACCGCAGAGUGACCGCUCAUGGACCUUUCACUCUCAUUAAAUGUACACUAAACAUUGGACUGACGUACUGUCCCUGAACAUUAUUUAAGUCAGAGAGACGACUGGGUACAUUUUGUGAAUAAAUGUAAAUGCUCUUUGUACCAGACAGAUAUGAGGGAAGUGUUAAUAGAAUCAUGUUGUAAACAAGAUUUGUUUUGUUACCAUACUUAGUAUUUUAUUUGAGCCCUGGUGUUACACACACUGGUGUGUAUAAAGCUUUAUCUCACUGAAAUCGUAAACAAAGAAAGGACAAGAAAUGAACUCUAAUGUGUAACUUACUGUGUGGAAUGUAAAUUCACUGUAUCACAUAAAACAGGCUGAUUCUUCACUCAUUUUCACUGAAUAAUGUUGGAAAUACUUCUGUGUAUAUGCUCUAAAGAUAUUUUAAUGUGUGCUUCACAGUCAUUUGGAGAAUUAAGCUCAUUAAAGACUAGCUGUCCAGUCUGCUUCA
Molecule: messenger RNA, 3295 nt
Organism: Boleophthalmus pectinirostris (great blue-spotted mudskipper)
Lineage: Eukaryota; Metazoa; Chordata; Actinopteri; Gobiiformes; Gobiidae
Gene: map7d1a
Product: MAP7 domain containing 1a
Biological process (GO): microtubule cytoskeleton organization
Cellular component (GO): microtubule cytoskeleton
Source: RefSeq, a predicted model, not a curated record